This is a messenger RNA of Maudiozyma saulgeensis, 1203 nucleotides long. The record is from the annotation of a GenBank genome assembly. Lineage: Eukaryota; Fungi; Ascomycota; Saccharomycetes; Saccharomycetales; Saccharomycetaceae.
AUGUUUGAGCUCCCUAUUGUUGACGGCUAUGAAAAUAGUCAAACUUAUCUAGCUGAAAGGAAACUAAAAUAUAGAUACUUCAACCAAUCACAUAAAAGGUACCAACGUUAUUUGGAAUCAAAGGGAAAGACUGAUGUGGCUCUUAGAAACGAGCAAGAACAAGAUGAAGAUGAUGAAGAUGAUGAUAUUGAACGUAGACACAAUUAUGAAGAGAGGCUUUAUUUCAAGAGGUAUGAGAAACCUCAGAAUAGUUAUGAAAUAUGGAGACUUAACAAUAAGAAACGAAAGAGAGAACCACUACAACAACGUACGAUGAGUUAUACAGAUAUAUCAGAGAUCGAAGAUUAUGGGAAACGUAAGAGUCAGCAUUUGUAUUAUUCUAAUCAUAAACUUGUUGAAGAUUUUCAAAAUCAAGUUGAUGGAUAUGAGCUUUUAAAGAGAAAAACACCUGUUGUAAAAAAUGUUGAUUUGAAAGUUGUAGAGACUUUGACACAAUUAUUACACAUUAAUAUUAUAAGAAGGAAAUGGAAUGUUGCAUAUAGAGUAUUUGCACAAUUAGUCCGUAUUCCUACUGUAGAUAUUAGAUCCAUUUGGAACCUUGGUGUUGAAAUCAUGUCUCAUGCACAAGAAAACAAUGAUUCUGAACAAAAGAUGACACUAGAGUUUUUAGAAUGGAUGACAAAAGUAUAUUCUUCAAGAGCUAAAUAUGUUGAAGGAAUCAAUCACAAACUUGCACCUAUAUUUCGUAGUGGUUCAAAGGAUCAUACUGCCAAAUAUGUCACUACAUUAUUAUGGAGAUCUUUGUAUGUAGCAUCUGCGAAAGCACUAGACAAUGACCAUAACACUGACGAUACUAAUCAAGAACAUUCUUCGAUCAGUGAUGAGGCAUUACAGUUACUCAUCGAAAAGAUAAAUGAUUUAUUGAUUAUACCCACAUACAUGGAAGAAAGUGAGAUCUGGUUUGUACAAGCAAUGUGCCAUGUAGUGAAGACGGAUUACUUGACAAGACAAAUGAGCUCCAAUCGCGUUGAUUCCAUCAAUGAUAUACGUCGUAACGAUGUCACAGCAGCCAUCAAGACAGCUGAACGGUGUCUUGAAGAAUGUCUUAAACGAACAGCCGGCGAUACUGUCCUGUUCAGAUUUCCAGACCGCUACAUCCGCAGACAACUCCGCCAGCUAGAACACAGGAUCGCCAACGAAUAG